AUGUCUGAGUACCCAGAGCCAUCUCAGUACUUACUGGGUCCUGAAGAGUCCGGCAGUCGGGCCACUUUUAAUAUGGGGCCCCAUGGGGACGCCUCGGAGAGCCCCGAGGACUUCCAGGCGGAGGCCAAACGACCUAGAGCUUGUGAACCCUGUCGCCAGUUAAAGGUCCGAUGUGAUCCCGACCCAUUACAUCCGGAUGGCUCUUGUAAACGAUGUGCCAAAUCUCAUCGACCAUGUGUCGUCACCGCGCCGACGCGCAAGCGCCAGAAGAAAACCGAUAGUCGUGUCUCCGAGCUUGAACGCAAAAUUGAUGCAUUGACGGCGACAUUGCAGGCGUCACAGGGUAACCAGUUCCCCAUGGCUCCACCCGUGCAACCUCCCGAGACCUCCACUGCGCGCCGGUGGUUACGCGAGGAUUCCAAUGUUAUCGGUCGUAAAAGGAGUCGUGAAGGACUUUUAAGGCCUCAAGAUUCUCCUGAUUUGAAUCAAAGCCCAUAUCCAGAAGAUCAAAAGCAACCUGCCGCGAAAUCCUGGCGUCGAGCUGGCGAGACAGGCCCACCAAGGCCCGUUACCCAAAACACUGGUCCCGAUGUGAUCGACAGAGGGAUAGUCAGCGCUGAAAUGGCCAGUGCAGCUUUUGAUCGGUAUGUGAAUGACAUGUCGCUCGAGUUGCCCAUAGUUGUUUUCCCUCCGGGCACAACAAUGGACGAUGUGCGCCGUGAAAAGCCCGCUUUGUUCCUUGCGAUUGCCGCCAUUGCAUCUGGGCCAUUUAGCAGGGAAGUUCAAGACGCACUUCUCGACGAGAUGUACCGAUACAUCGCGGAUAGUAUUGUGGUCAAGGGCCGUAAGAGUCUUGAUCUUGUUCAAGCCUUGUUGGUCUCCUGCAUCUGGUACAUGCCACCAGACAACCUGGAAGAGCUCAAGUUCUACCAACUGAUUGGUAUGGCCGUGACCUUGGCUAUGGAUAUGGGGCUCAACCGUCGCUCCAAUGGAGACUUAAGACCCCUUCAUCAAGUGCGAGAAGUUGUGACUCGAGAUGCAACGAGAGGACCCAUGGACCUAGAUGGACCAGAGGUGAGACGGACGUGGAUGGGAUGUUAUUUUUUGGCGAUUCAGGUCGCAACAGCACUGAGACGUAUGCAGACGGUUAAAUGGCAACCGUAUAUGGAUGAGUCAAUUCGAAUCCUAGAAACUCACCCGGAUGCAUUACCAUCCGACCACAAGCUGGUUUGGUGGGCGAAGCUUGGGUUCAUUAUGGAGGAAGCUGGGUCGCAGUUGACCAGCGAGGAUCCGAAGUCUGUGAUCUUAUUUACAGACAGCAAAACCCGAUUCACAAUUAAAGCCUUUGCGAAUCAGCUAGCGCAGUUUAGAAGAGACAUUCCAGAGGAAUAUUGGACAGUACCCUUGGCCCAUACGCACUAUACGAUCAAUCUUUUCGUGCACGAAUCCGUCAUGGGAAUUGACUGUAGAGACAGCAUGAUCCCCAAUUUGCCUCUGAAUGAAGAUCCCGAUUUGCCACCCUCAGCAGUUGCCCCGUUUAUCGAUGCACUGACGACCUGUAUUCGUUCGAUCCAUCAAACUUUCGACGUAAUCAUCAACACCAGCAUAGAUCAGAUGAUAUGUCUACCGACUGUGGCUGUCGCUCGAACGGCUUACGCGAUUGUCAGUCUCAUUAAGAUUUAUUCGCUGCUCACAGCUCAGGAAUCGCGCAUUGGCCAGGUAAUCGACAUGCAAAGUCUACACAUAGAUUACUACUUGGAUAAGAUUAUUAGUCACUAUGGUGCUGCCGCAGUUUUGGACGGUGGCCGUGCUGUGGCUAAGUUUGGCAAUAUUAUUACAAUGCUACGCAACUGGUUUCUCAAGAAGAGAGACAAAGGCAGUGAACUGCGGGAACUGUUUGGCGCCGAGCUGCGAUCAGAUACCCCGACUGAGAAACCGUCGUUCAAAACGGGAGCUACGCAUGUGGAAAUUCUCAGUGAUCUCGCCAUGGACGACCCCAGUCGAAUACAUCACAGCCCACUAACUCAUCUCGUACGCCCUGUCCAAAGCACCAAUUGUUCUACACCAAGCCCGAACCAAGAAACGAAUACAAGCGCCACUAAUACCCCCGCAAACUCCAAUUAUAGCCUAGAGCAGCCACGCAGAACGGGCAGCUCAGCGAGUAAAAAUUCCGAUACAAACAUACGACAACCUACGCCAACAUGGUCCUCGACAUCUCCAUUUUCACACCCUAUACCAAUGUCUCAACACCCAAAUAUGGGGAACAAUAAUCUCUACCAAUCCUACCAACCUGCCACAACUGACUCGUCACAUCAGCAAUACUCGCUUAUGCAGGCGCCGACAUCGAUGGGGCCGUACUCCAAUAUGCCUGGCGUAUCAAUGCCGCCACAGCCACCAAUGGGGAUGUACCCUAAUGUUGGGAUGCCCCCGGGUAUGCCUCCUUUUGACCAAGAUCAGUUAUUGGGAAGCAUGUUAGAUGAUAGCUUGCUUUCAUUCCCAUUUCCCUUUGAAGGCAACUUCCAGUUUUAG
This is a messenger RNA of Penicillium taxi, 2529 nucleotides long. Its product is annotated as putative C6 transcription factor (War1). NCBI's taxonomy places the organism in Eukaryota, Fungi, Ascomycota, Eurotiomycetes, Eurotiales, Aspergillaceae. The record is from RefSeq and is a predicted model, not a curated record. Gene Ontology annotation, molecular function: DNA-binding transcription factor activity, RNA polymerase II-specific; transcription cis-regulatory region binding; zinc ion binding. Gene Ontology annotation, cellular component: nucleus. Bases 1 to 2529 code for a protein of 842 amino acids. The transcript is spliced from 4 exons. Gene Ontology annotation, biological process: regulation of DNA-templated transcription; DNA-templated transcription.